CGCUGGGUAUUCCUAUAGAAGAACUAUUGUGCGAGUCAAAACCCCUAAAUCGCAAAUAUGGUUGAGUGGACAGCAGCUGAGCGCAAAGCUAUAGCAAGCGUUUGGGGAAGUAUCAGCGCUGAUGAGAUUGGACCCCAAUCCGUGGCCAGACUUUUGAUCGUGUUUCCAUGGACUCGGAGGUAUUUCAGCAGCUUCGGUAACCUGGCCGACUCAGCUGCCAUCUUGGGUAACCCCAAAGUGGCUAACCAUGGGAAGACGGUGAUGAAGGCACUAGACAAGGCUGUGCAGAACCUGGAUAACAUCAAGAAAACCUACACCGCACUCAGUGUGACCCAUUCCGAGAAACUGCAUGUGGAUCCUGACAACUUCAAGCUCUUGUCCGAGUGCAUCACCGUGUGCAUUGCCGCAAAGCUGGGCCCCACCGUUUUCGAUGCUUAUACCCAUGAAGCCUUCUACAAGUUCAUGUGUGUGGUUGUGUCCGCUCUCAGCAAACAGUACCACUAGAGCAUUAUUAUUUUACAGAGAUGUGCAACAGCUCCAGAAUUAAAGGCUGUUGUCUUUUAAUGUCAAUUAAAACCCAUUAAAAAGCAUUACAAUA
Messenger RNA from Esox lucius (northern pike), 598 nucleotides. Its product is annotated as hemoglobin subunit beta-like. The coding region runs from base 58 to 504 and encodes 148 amino acids. Gene Ontology annotation, biological process: oxygen transport; hydrogen peroxide catabolic process. The transcript has 3 exons. Gene Ontology annotation, molecular function: organic acid binding; peroxidase activity; haptoglobin binding. The record is from RefSeq and is a predicted model, not a curated record. Lineage: Eukaryota; Metazoa; Chordata; Actinopteri; Esociformes; Esocidae. Gene Ontology annotation, cellular component: haptoglobin-hemoglobin complex; blood microparticle; hemoglobin complex.